Molecule: messenger RNA, 1509 nt
Organism: Chondrus crispus (carragheen)
Lineage: Eukaryota; Rhodophyta; Florideophyceae; Gigartinales; Gigartinaceae
Exons: 1
Coding region: 1-1509 (502 amino acids)
Biological process (GO): dephosphorylation
Molecular function (GO): phosphatase activity
Source: RefSeq, a predicted model, not a curated record
AUGCAUCCCCUCGUCCCCCUGCUCCUCUUCGCCCUCCUCUCCCUCAUCCUCGCCGAGGAUGCCGCCCCUUCCGCCCCUGCCACCCCUUCCGCCCCUGCCACCCCUGCCGCUCCUGACAGCCCCGACCGCCGCCUCCUCUUCGUCGCGGAGCUGUGCCGCCACGGCGACCGCACGCCCCUCGAGCACUUCCCCUCCGAUGCGCUGCCGGCCCCACAAUGGCCGCGGGGGAUCGGCCAGCUGACGUCCAUCGGCCAGCACGCGCACUACGAGCUUGGCGGCCGUCUCCGCGAGCGCUACGUCGCCACAGGCUUCCUCCCCGCCACGUACAACCGCGCCCAGCUGCACGUGCGCAGCACGGACAUCGACCGCACGCUGAUGAGCGCCCAGUCCCAGCUGUCCGGGCUCUACCCACCCGGCAGCGCGACGCUCGACGACGUGCGCACGCGCUUCGACGCCGCGCCACUGUCUGACGACCAGGGCGGGCUGCCGUAUCGCUUUCAGCCCGUGCCCGUGCACACGGAGGCGAAGAAGACCGACGUGCUUCUGCUGCCCGGCAAUUUCUGCCCGAGACACGAUGUCAUCAUGGAGGAGAAGAAGCGCGCCUCUGCGUACACGGACCUCGUCAGGCGCGAGGCCCCCUUCCUGAAGGAGGCCGCCAGCAUCGCCGGCGUCGAUCAUGAGCAGCUCACGUUGUUUGAGCUGGAGAAGCUGCACGAUACGUGGCGCUGCUUCCGUGCGCACAGCGUGCCGCUGCCGAAGAACGCCACCGCGAGCGUCGUAGAGAGGGCGAGGAAGCUAUCGGACUGGUUGUUGACGUACGGCAAUCAGGGCAGGGAGGUGCAGAGGCUGCGCGCGGGCUUGAUUCUAUACAACGUGUUGCGUUACAUGGGCGCGGCGUACUUGAACGACACAGACAAGCUGCCGGAGGAGUUUGAAGAAGACGCGAACAGGUUUGUCCUGUUCAGCGCCCACGAUACCACCGUCGCUGCCACGCUGUCCGCGUUGCGCGCCUUCGACAACAAGAACCCGCCGUAUAACUCCACCAUCAUCUGGGAGCUUUUCGAAGAGCGCAACGCCUCUCUCACUGUCCGAAUCGAGUACAACGGCCGCGCCCUCGUCUUGCCGGGCUGCACGGCCGAAUUCUGCCCCAUCGAGGAAUACAUCGAGUCCACGAGGGACCGCACCGUCCACGGACAGAGCGCCAGGGGAGCCGAAUGCACUAUUGGCUGGCGCCGCAGCAUGGCUAUGGCUUCCAUCUGGUUGUCUCCGAAGAAUCUGGAUCCCCUCGUCGACGCCCUCAACCCCACGCACGUCCGUAAGCAGGGGGCUACGCAAAUAUUCGCCGUUGUGGCGGGAGUUGUCGCGCUCGUUGUCGCCAUUAUCGGUAUUUGCGGUUUUGUGCGCUUGCAACAGCGCUACAAAGGGUACGCGCCGACAGAGGCUGACCCCAAGUUCGAUGAGUACAGCAUCAACCACCCGACCGUCACUGAUCAGCGUAUCCUCAUGUAG